AAGGAAACGCGUGCACAACAUUUGCUGCAAAAAACGCGCGCACUUUUCGUUCACACAUAUUCGUAUUUAAGAAAUAGAGAAAUAAAGAAGUAAUCAAACACACUGAUUAACCUAUCAUGGGAAUUUUAGGACUUUCAAAACUAAUUGCUGAUCUGGCGCCACUGGCCAUUCGGGAGAGUGAGAUCAAAAACUUUUUCGGUCGCAAAGUUGCUAUUGAUGCCAGCAUGUGUCUUUAUCAGUUUCUAAUUGCGGUGCGCUCAGAGGGCGCCCAACUGGCGACCGUCAAUGGAGAUCCUACCUCACAUUUAAUGGGCAUGUUCUAUCGCACCAUCCGUCUGCUUGACAAUGGAAUAAAGCCGGUCUAUGUUUUUGACGGUGCCCCUCCAGAUAUGAAGUCCGGCGAGCUGGCGAAGCGUGCAGAGCGGCGGGAGGAAGCUGAGAAGGCACUGAAGGCGGCCACCGAAGCGGGUGAUGAAGCAGAGAUUGACAAAUUCAAUCGACGCCUUGUGCGCGUGACCAAAGAGCAUUCGCGGGAGGCCAAGGAACUGCUCAAAUUGAUGGGAGUGCCAUAUGUGGAUGCACCCUGCGAGGCUGAGGCGCAAUGUGCUGCUCUUGUCAAGGCUGGCAAGGUGUAUGCCACGGCCACAGAGGAUAUGGAUGCGUUAACCUUUGGAUCCAGCAAACUGCUACGUUAUCUUACGUACAGCGAGGCGCGCAAGAUGCCGGUCAAGGAGUUCUCCUACGACAAGGUAUUGCAGGGUCUGGAACUCACAAGCACAGAGUUCGUUGAUCUGUGCAUCCUGAUGGGCUGCGAUUACUGCGAAAGCAUCAAAGGUGUGGGACCCAAGCGAGCCAUCGAGCUGAUCAAAAGCUAUAGGGAUAUUGAAACAAUUCUGGAGAACAUCGACACCAACAAAUACUCGGUGCCGGAGAAUUGGAAUUUCAAGCGCGCCCGUGAACUGUUCGUUGAGCCGGAUGUAACAGAUGCCACCACCAUUGAUCUCAAGUGGACAGAGCCCGACGAGGAGGGUCUGGUGCAGUUCCUGUGCGGCGAGAGACAGUUCAGCGAGGAGCGCGUGAGAAACGGCGCCAAGAAGUUGCUGAAAUCCAAGCAGGCACAGACGCAAGUGCGUCUUGACAGCUUCUUCAAGACUCUGCCCAGCACGCCAAAUGCCAACCUGGCUGCCAAGCGGAAGGCCGAGGAGGCCAAGAAGAGUGCCAACAACAAGAAGGCCAAGACGAGUGGUGGCGGUGCCCGUGGCAGGAGACCCAAGUAACAUGUAUAAGAUGCUCUGCAAAAUUAACAUGUUUCUUUUUAAUUUAACCACCUUACACACUUAAUGCUACUCUUUAAUAUUACAAGCUACUUUCAUACAGUUAUAAAAAACAUAUUGGGCUUAAA
Molecule: messenger RNA, 1402 nt
Organism: Drosophila innubila
Lineage: Eukaryota; Metazoa; Arthropoda; Insecta; Diptera; Drosophilidae
Gene: Fen1
Product: flap endonuclease 1
Exons: 2
Coding region: 117-1277 (386 amino acids)
Cellular component (GO): nucleus
Molecular function (GO): 5'-3' exonuclease activity; DNA binding; manganese ion binding
Source: RefSeq, a predicted model, not a curated record